AUGGCAACUGAUCAGGCGUGCUUCUCAACGCCCACCAGAAACAAUAUUAAUUCAAUACCAGGCACGCCGAAUAAACGAGAUAGAAGCUGCUUGGAGAUUGAUAUAAAUGUGACACCUUCUAAAGCUCCACGUUUGAUGCAACCUGUAGCGAAAUCGAAGCUAGAAGCGCUCAGGAUGCGAUCGCUUAUUUCCCGUGCUGGUCACGAUCACGAAGAAAUGAGCCCCACUGAUAGCGACCUUUCGUCAUAUUCGGAUACGGGAUCCAUAAGUCCCUUGAGCGAUGCAUCGUCGCUUCCUUCAUCAUCGCCAGAGAUGGGCUACCUCGAUGUUUUCCAUACUAAAUCUGUACUAACCAAAGAAACUAUUGAAUUGAACAGAAUAAUAGCGGCCACAAUGAGGCAUGAACCUUGUCACCGGCAAAAAUCCCCGCCACGGCCGAUACUUACGUCGAAUUCCAAGACUUUGAACCUACUGGUGAGCUCUUCGCGCGGGUCGCUGGAAGAUGCGACCAUCUAUGCUACAGAAAUCAAUGCCAUUACAGCAAGUUCCGAUGGGAGCAAAAUACCGAUGGUGAAGAACGUAUGUGAGAGAGUGACUAUCCCUGUGAAUCCCUCGAUCAAACGUAAGCACAAGUUGUUGAAAGAAGCGCUGUUGGGCGGAGAUUACAAUGUCAAUGAAGCGGAAUCUGAAAUCCCAGAUGCCGCACUGAUCGAAGGGUUUGAGUUUAAGAGUGCGCAUGCGAGGUCGGGAACCAAGAAGCAACUCAAAAAGAUUAGGUGGGCUGAUGAGCUCAUUGUUUGA
Messenger RNA from Torulaspora delbrueckii, 801 nucleotides. It is a transcript of the gene SFG1, whose product is annotated as Sfg1p. The transcript has a single exon. Bases 1 to 801 code for a protein of 266 amino acids. The record is from RefSeq and is a predicted model, not a curated record. NCBI's taxonomy places the organism in Eukaryota, Fungi, Ascomycota, Saccharomycetes, Saccharomycetales, Saccharomycetaceae.